Messenger RNA from Phalaenopsis equestris, 2467 nucleotides. Its product is annotated as heat shock protein 81-1. Gene Ontology annotation, cellular component: plasma membrane; perinuclear region of cytoplasm; cytosol. Gene Ontology annotation, molecular function: ATP-dependent protein folding chaperone; ATP hydrolysis activity; ATP binding. The transcript is spliced from 3 exons. Lineage: Eukaryota; Viridiplantae; Streptophyta; Magnoliopsida; Asparagales; Orchidaceae. The record is from RefSeq and is a predicted model, not a curated record. Bases 101 to 2203 code for a protein of 700 amino acids. Gene Ontology annotation, biological process: cellular response to heat; protein folding; protein stabilization.
CAACUCUCCCAAACCCUAGCCACCGCUAUACUUGUUGAUCUGCUCCUUUCAAUUCCUUUCUUUUGAUUUCUUGCACUCUCUUGCUUGCUUGAAGGCAGCCAUGGCGGCAGAAAGCGAGACCUUCGCCUUCCAGGCUGAGAUCAAUCAGCUUCUUAGCCUCAUAAUCAACACUUUCUACUCCAACAAGGAGAUCUUCCUUCGAGAGCUCAUCAGCAACUCAUCCGAUGCGUUGGAUAAGAUCCGAUUUGAGAGUCUGACGGACAAAAGCAAGCUGGACGCCCAGCCGGAGCUGUUCAUUCAUAUCGUUCCUGAUAAGGCUACGAAUACUCUUUCGAUUAUUGAUAGCGGAAUUGGUAUGACGAAAUCGGAUCUCGUGAACAACCUUGGUACCAUCGCGCGUUCGGGCACGAAGGAGUUUAUGGAGGCUCUUGCUGCUGGUGCUGAUGUUAGCAUGAUUGGUCAGUUUGGUGUCGGAUUCUACUCGGCUUAUCUUGUUGCUGAGAGAGUUGUUGUAACUACAAAGCACAAUGAUGAUGAGCAGUAUGUGUGGGAGUCGCAGGCUGGAGGGUCUUUCACUGUGACCAGGGAUACCUCUGGGGAGAAUCUUGGACGGGGAACCAAGAUUACCCUUUUCCUCAAGGAUGACCAGCUUGAUUAUCUUGAAGAGCGCCGCUUGAAAGAUCUUGUCAAGAAGCAUUCUGAGUUUAUCAGCUAUCCCAUUUCACUAUGGACUGAGAAGACCACUGAAAAGGAGAUUUCUGAUGAUGAGGAUGAGGAAGAUAAGAAAGAUGCUGAGGAAGGCAAGGUUGAGGACAUUGAUGAAGAGAAGGAAGAUAAGGAAAAAAAGAAAAAGAAGAUCAAGGAGGUUUCAUAUGAGUGGCAACUGGUUAACAAACAGAAGCCUAUCUGGAUGAGGAAACCUGAAGAGAUUACCAAGGAAGAGUAUGCUGCUUUCUAUAAGAGCCUCACCAAUGACUGGGAGGAACAUCUCGCUGUUAAACAUUUCGCUGUUGAGGGUCAGCUUGAGUUCAAAGCUGUUGUCUUUGUCCCUAAAAGAGCACCCUUUGACCUCUUCGACACCCGGAAGAAGCUCAACAACAUCAAGCUUUAUGUUCGCCGGGUCUUCAUCAUGGACAACUGUGAGGAAUUGAUUCCAGAAUACUUGAGUUUUGUGAAGGGUAUUGUUGACUCAGAGGACCUUCCUCUGAACAUCUCGAGAGAAACUCUGCAGCAAAACAAGAUCCUUAAGGUCAUCCGCAAGAAUCUCGUGAAGAAAUGCAUUGAUCUGUUCUUCGAGAUAGCCGAAAACAAGGAAGACUAUAACAAGUUCUACGAGGCCUUCUCAAAGAACCUCAAGCUCGGUAUUCAUGAGGAUUCUCAGAACCGAAACAAGAUUGCCGAAUUGUUGAGGUUCCACUCCACCAAGAGUGGAGACGAGCUAACCAGCCUGAAGGACUACGUAACAAGGAUGAAGGAAGGCCAGAGUGACAUCUACUACAUCACUGGCGAGAGCAAGAAGGCUGUAGAAAACUCUCCAUUCCUGGAGAAGCUGAAGAAGAAGGGCUAUGAAGUACUCUUCAUGGUGGAGGCCAUUGAUGAGUAUGCAGUAGGUCAGUUGAAGGAGUUUGAGGGCAAGAAAUUGAUCUCUGCAACAAAGGAGGGAUUGAAGCUAGAUGAAUCUGAAGACGAGAAGAAGAAGAAGGAAGACCUGAAGCAGAAGUUUGAAGGUCUGUGCAAGGUUAUCAAAGAUGUUCUAGGUGACAAGGUGGAGAAGGUUGUCGUCUCUGACCGUGUGGUCGAUUCCCCCUGCUGCUUGGUCACCGGUGAGUACGGUUGGACUGCUAACAUGGAGAGGAUAAUGAAAGCUCAGGCAUUGAGAGACUCGAGCAUGUCGGGAUACAUGUCGAGCAAGAAGACGAUGGAAAUCAACCCCGAGAACCCAAUAAUGGAGGAGCUUAGAAAGCGAGCUGAUGCAGACAAGAAUGACAAAUCCGUAAAGGACCUUGUGCUCCUGCUGUUCGAAACUGCUCUUCUCACCUCUGGUUUCAGUCUGGAUGAUCCCAACACCUUCGGCAACAGAAUUCACAGGAUGUUGAAGUUGGGUCUCAGCAUUGAUGAAGAGGAAACCGCUGGAGAUGCAGACACUGACAUGCCGCCUCUUGAUGAUGAUGCGGAGGGCAGCAAGAUGGAGGAGGUGGACUAAUUGAGGCAAUUCGAGACUUUUCCAUCUAGUUUUAUUACUAUUAUUAUUAUUUUUUUCUUUAAAUCAGUCUUGCGGUUUGGUUUGUCUGCAACUUGGGACUAUGUCAGAUGGUAGUGCCAUGGUUAUAUUCUGGCGGCUUAGUAUCCUGCUCUAAUGUUUACCUUGAAAUACAUUUUUGUUGGUUAGUUUUGUGUUCUAAAAGUUGAUGCGUCAAAACUGAUUAAUGUUUUCAUUGUUAUGGUUAGUGAUGGAUUAUUUUCAUUA